CUUAAAUAAUUGUUCUGUUUUUCUUGGUUUUAAGAAGUUCGCUUUUAGAAGUGAAAAGCAUUAAAGCGUAGCUAUAAAACAGUCAUAUAGUUUUAACUAUGCCAAACUUAAAGGAUAAAUCGCAUGCUGUCAAAGGAAAGUCACAUAAAUACCGAUCUAAAUCGUCUUCCCGAUAUGCUGAUGUGGAUGGACGAAAAGUUAAUUUCGUUUCAAUACCAAACACCAUAAAGCUUAGCAUGUUGAAUAGCGGACUUCUAUCGUUUGAAAAAAUCAGACUGGAGGCGAGAGAUGAAAACAACUCUUUAUCGAAAACAAUACCACAUUUUCCAAUAAUUAAAUCGUAUUUUCUGAAACUGUGUGACUUGCGUCGAAAGUUUCCUGUGCUGUACAAAUUAGAGUUUCAAAUUGCGACCAGAGUAGAGACAAACAUGUGUAGACACGCUAUGAGGAAAAAUAAUCAUGAAAAAAAUCAAAACCCGAAAUGUAUUCCUUAUGAUUACAACCGCGUUGUUCUUAAAAAGUCAUCUUUUGUUCGUGAUUCAGAUUAUAUUAAUGCAUCCUAUGUCGACAGUCUACUCAAACCAAAUGCUUAUAUUGUAUCCCAGGGGCCUGUGGAGGAGACUGUAAAUGAAUUCUGGCAAAUGGUUUGGCAAGAAAAUAUUAGUGCUAUCAUUAUGCUUACUAAAACGUUUGACUUCGCGAAAGUUAUGUGUGUUCAAUAUUGGCCUCCAAACAUGGAAGUACAUGAAACAUAUGGCGAUAUACACAUAAACAUUGUACGAGAAGAACAGCUUGCGAAUUUCCAUAUCAGAACAUUUCAUUUAUAUAAAGUUAAUGAAGCUAAGGAAAUUAUAGACGAACGCCUUAUACUGCAGUUUCAUUAUACAGAAUGGUACUCUCAUUCCUGUCCUUUUUCUAAUGCACUUUUAGAGUUUCGACGUCGAGUUCGCUUGGUUGUUGGAAAUAUAAUUAAAGGUGACGAUUUAAAAGGGCCCAUGUUAGUUCAUUGUAGUGAUGGAGGGGGUAGAUCCGGUGUCUAUUUGUCUAUUGAUGCAAAUCUUGAGCUAGCAGAGGAGGAGGAGUGUUUCAAUGUUUUUGGUUACCUGAAGAAAUUACGUCAGUCUAGAAAGGGUCUCGUAGAAAAUGUUGAACAAUAUAAAUUUAUAUACGACACUCUUGAGGAGCAUAUAAUAUGUGGAAAAACGUGGUUUCCGGUAUCCGAACUUUCUGAUCGCCUAAAAGUUAAAGCUCGCAGAAAUGCAUUAACAAAGAUGAACGAAUAUCAAAUGGAAUAUGAACAAAUUUGCAAACAGACACCUCGAUUUACGAUAGGAGAUUGCGCUGGAGGACAUAGAGCUGAUAAUCGGGAUAAAAAUCGGGAUGUUUUAUGCGUGCCUCCUGAUAAUUUUAGACCGUAUUUAACAUCGUUUCAAGGAAACGCUUUUACCGACUAUAUAAAUUCUGUUUUUGUCGACGGAUAUACUAAACCCAGAGAAUAUAUUGUUACGGAAUGGCCACUGAAACACACGUUAGGGGAAUUUUGGUCUCUCGUGUACGAUCAAGAAUGCUCUGUAGUUGUAGUUCUUUGUCAACCUCCUUUAAAUUCACAGAACUUCCCUUCUUUUUGGCCACACAAGCUGAAAAUGGAAAAGUACGGACCGGUAUUCUCGGUACAUAGCGUUUCUUCAAAAAACUACACUAAUAUAAAGCAAUGGGAAUUUAAAAUUAAUAAGAAAAUCGUGUCUUUGACGGAAAUGAUGGCAGGUGUUAAAGCGCCUACGAAAACUGUUCAACUAUUUCAACUUACAUGUUGGCCUAUGGGGCAUAAAGUACCGACUUCAACUAACUCGCUUGUAUACCUUAUGAAUAUGGUUGAGGUUUGGAGACAAAAAGUUGAUUAUGGCCCAGUUUGUGUUGUCUCUCCAGAUGGUAGGAGUCGUGCUGGUGUAUACUGUGCAGCUAAUGCCUGCAUUGAACAAGUGAUUCAACAUGGAGAAGUUGAUGUUUUCCAGGCUGUAAAAACUGUUCGUCGACAUCGACCGCAGCUUAUUGAAAAUAUGACAGAAUACAAAUAUUGUUACGACUUGGUUCUGCAUUAUGUUCUUCAUUUUCUUAACAAAACUAAAUAAGUGACUUUCAUAAAUUGAUCAAAUAUUAAGCUUGGUUUGGUAAUUGUAUUAUUUUAAUAACAUAGUUAUACUAUAUAUAUAUUAUUAAUUGUA
Molecule: messenger RNA, 2222 nt
Organism: Anastrepha obliqua
Lineage: Eukaryota; Metazoa; Arthropoda; Insecta; Diptera; Tephritidae
Gene: Ptp36E
Product: receptor-type tyrosine-protein phosphatase kappa
Exons: 1
Coding region: 99-2129 (676 amino acids)
Biological process (GO): protein dephosphorylation
Molecular function (GO): protein tyrosine phosphatase activity
Source: RefSeq, a predicted model, not a curated record